This is a messenger RNA of Xenia sp. Carnegie-2017, 925 nucleotides long. RefSeq names its product peroxiredoxin-1-like. The coding region runs from base 72 to 815 and encodes 247 amino acids. Gene Ontology annotation, biological process: hydrogen peroxide catabolic process; response to oxidative stress; cell redox homeostasis. Gene Ontology annotation, molecular function: thioredoxin peroxidase activity. The record is from RefSeq and is a predicted model, not a curated record. Gene Ontology annotation, cellular component: endoplasmic reticulum; cytosol. Lineage: Eukaryota; Metazoa; Cnidaria; Anthozoa; Malacalcyonacea; Xeniidae. The transcript has 8 exons.
CCCGACGUUGUUGCUUCGGUUACAGUUGACCCUCGUACAAAAACAAAACAGAGUAUUCUUUUACUGUCAGAAUGGCUUUCCAUGUGUUUAGGAAUGUUAUCUGCAAUGCUUUAAAAACAAAUAUACGAAACAAUCUAGUACGUGCAAAACCUGAGUGGUUAGCUUCGUUCAAGAAAGACUCGCCCCUUACCAUGAAAUUUUCAAACAGCAGCGUAAUCAUGAGCAAAGCGUUUAUCCAGAAACCGGCACCUUCAUUCAAUGCAAAAGCUGUUCUGAAAGGAGAAUUUGUCGACAUCAAACUGUCUGACUACAAAGGGAAGUACUUGGUGCUUUUCUUUUAUCCUUUGGAUUUUACGUUUGUUUGUCCAACUGAGAUAAUUGCAUUCAGUGAUCGAGUUGACGAAUUCAAGGCUAUAAAUUGCGAAGUUGUUGCUUGUUCUGUAGAUUCACAUUUUUGCCAUUUAGCAUGGACAUCACAACCUCGAAAGAAAGGUGGUCUUGGUUCAAUGAGCAUUCCUAUAUUAUCAGAUAUAACUAAACAAAUUUCAAAAGAUUAUGGUGUUUUAUUAGAAGAUCAAGGAGUUUCUUUGCGUGGUCUAUUCAUUAUUGAUGAUAAAGGAAUUCUCAGACAAAUAACUGUGAAUGAUCUCCCAGUUGGAAGGUCAGUAGAUGAAACGUUGCGCUUGGUUCAAGCCUUCCAAUUUACUGACAAACAUGGAGAAGUGUGUCCUGCUGGUUGGAAACCUGGAAGUGAUACUAUUAAACCUGAUGUGGAUAAAGGAAAAGAAUAUUUUUCCAAACAAGAGGAGAAGUAGACUAAUGCAGCAUAAAUUAACAUUUUGAAUGUUGUGUUUUCCUGUGGUGAUAAAAUAAUAUUAUAACCUGAAUGAUUAAAGUGAUCAUGGAAUAAACAUUUAUGAUUACA